Fulvia fulva is the source of this 402-nucleotide messenger RNA. RefSeq names its product Ecp41. The transcript has a single exon. The record is from RefSeq and is a predicted model, not a curated record. NCBI's taxonomy places the organism in Eukaryota, Fungi, Ascomycota, Dothideomycetes, Mycosphaerellales, Mycosphaerellaceae. The coding region runs from base 1 to 402 and encodes 133 amino acids.
AUGAAGCUCCAGGUCUCCGCUCUGCUCUUCCUGUGCUCGGCCUUGGUCGCAGCGCAGUGCGAAGAUCCUUCUGAUGAUUCUGGGCGCUGCGACUUUGGGAACCAAUACCUCUGCAAGCAGGCCGAAGGAGGUCGGAAGUACAACAAUUGUGCGCAGCAGGCUAGGGGCAGGUGUGCGGAUUUUUGCCCUGAUUUGGUACGAGCAGUUUCCUAUCCAGCGUGCGUACCGAGCCUAGCUAAUGCCCGAGACAGUGCGGAGUGGGAUUGUGGGAUGCUCAGGCGAAGUACGGUCCCAUGGGUUAUUGUCAUGACUGAGAUUGACCAUUUUGCAGUCCUAAAGGCAGAUGCGAUUGCUAUUGCUCGACUUGAUGGAUGUGUUGGUCCAGCUCCGGGCAGUUCGUGA